CGCCGGCUUCCGGCAGCGCAUUUUGGGUGGGCUCGCCAUGGCCACGGCGGUCACCUUCGCCUUGGUGCUGGCUGCAGCGGCAGUGCUGGCCGUGCAUGCCGCGGCGCCUGCCCCGUGCCGCAAGGACCAAUUCUGCCCUGAUGCCCGGGAUGGCUCGUGGGAUCUGGCCGACGGGACCCAAGAGGAGCAGGCGCCGGGGAAGAAAUGCACCCUGUGCACCAAAAUCCUGCAGCUGCUCAAGAAGGCAGUGGGUGAUGAGCCCGAAGAGGACGCCGUGGAGGCAGCGCUCGCCAAGGUGUGCAAAGCCGUCGGCAAGCGCCUUGGCCCCCUUUGCAAGAGGCUGGUGAAGAAAUACCGCGAGCAGAUCAUGGAGGCGCUGGAAAACGGCCAGGACCCCGUGGACACCUGCAAAGCCAUGCGGCUCUGCAAGGGCUGAGAGCCCCCCACCCCUCCCGGCAGCCCCUGGCCCCCAGCGGCCCCGGGGGCUUCGCCAGCAGCUUGACCUGACCGCCCCCGCCAUCCCCAUCCCCGUCCCGGUGCAAUAAAACCUCUCGCCCGUA
Molecule: messenger RNA, 560 nt
Organism: Rhea pennata
Lineage: Eukaryota; Metazoa; Chordata; Aves; Rheiformes; Rheidae
Product: antimicrobial peptide NK-lysin-like
Exons: 4
Coding region: 38-436 (132 amino acids)
Biological process (GO): lipid metabolic process; killing of cells of another organism; antimicrobial humoral immune response mediated by antimicrobial peptide
Cellular component (GO): cytolytic granule
Source: RefSeq, a predicted model, not a curated record